Molecule: messenger RNA, 9607 nt
Organism: Habropoda laboriosa
Lineage: Eukaryota; Metazoa; Arthropoda; Insecta; Hymenoptera; Apidae
Gene: Myo10A
Product: unconventional myosin-XV
Exons: 34
Cellular component (GO): myosin complex; cytoskeleton
Molecular function (GO): cytoskeletal motor activity; ATP binding; protein binding
Source: RefSeq, a predicted model, not a curated record
GUGGAGAAGUUGCACCAGGGAGAGCAGAAACGCGAGGAAGCUUCCAGACAAGCGGGAGACUAACAACCUCACCUGCCCGUGCAAAAUGAGGGUAGCUCGUUCUCUUUCGACGGUUAUCUAACAUUAUCUCAAGAUGUACGCCGAGUGGCAAAAGGGUGAAUUGGUGUGGUUCGACCCUGGCGUCGGCCACGUGUUACCAGGAGAGGUUCUCGAGUAUCACAGGGCAGCGAACGUUCUCUCGGUGCAAGCAGUGAUCGCUGGCAAGCCACAAAUCUUCACCCUGACGAACCUAAGCGGGGUGAAACCAAGACAGGAUCUUGGCCAAAAUGGAGUGGAAGAUAUGAUUCAGUUAACCGACCUCAACGAAGCUUCGUUACUAUGGAACCUGAAGAUUCGAUACGACAAGGAAUUAAUAUACACUUACACGGGGAGCAUCCUAGUGGCGGUGAAUCCUUACAAAAUGUUCGACAUUUACGGCUUGGACCAAGUAAAACUCUACGAAGGACGAAUACUAGGCACACUACCUCCUCAUCUGUUUGCCGUGGGUUCGUCGGCGUACAGUCAAGUAACUGCGGCAAAUAAUGCCAGCGCGAAUCAAGUGGUUGUUAUUUCCGGCGAAUCCGGUUCAGGAAAAACGGAAUCUACGAAACUCGUAAUGCAAUACCUGGCCGCUGUUAAUCGAGCACCCAACAAUCUCGUCACGGAACAGAUUCUCGAGGCGACUCCAUUAUUAGAGAGCUUCGGGAACGCGAAGACGCCGAGAAACGAUAACAGCAGCAGAUUCGGCAAAUAUUUGGAGGUUUAUUUCAGGGACGGAGUGAUCGUAGGAGGAAGAAUAACCCAGUAUCUCCUCGAGAAAAGUAGAAUAGUCACGCAAGCCUCGGAAGAAAGGAACUACCAUGUGUUCUACGAACUAUUGGCGGGUCUCGAUCAGCAGCUCAGGGACAAGUACGGAUUGCUGACCCCAGACAAAUACUUUUACCUGAACCAGGGUGGAAACUGCGAGAUCGAUGGAAAGAGCGACACCCAAGACUUCAAAGCCCUGCUAUCAGCGAUGCAAGUGUUGGGAUUCACUUCCGAGGAGCAAGACACGAUUUUUAAAAUACUAGCUAGCGUGUUGCACCUUGGAAACGUGUAUUUUCACCGGAAACAGAUGAGGCACGGUCAAGAAGGCGUGGAGGUUGGUUCUGAUGCGGAGAUACGUUGGGCAGCUCAUCUUCUGCAGGUCAACUCCGACGGAAUUAUCAGAGCACUCACGACCAAAACGACAGAAGCGAGAAACGAGAGAGUCUUCACGGCGUUGAAUAUCGAUCAGGCUCUGGAUGCCAGAGAUGCCUUCGCCAAGGCUCUGUACAGUUCCCUGUUCUCCUGGUUGGUCGCCCGUGUUAAUCACAUCGUCUACAAAGGAACGAAGCAGACUGCCGCGAUCUCGAUACUCGACAUAUUCGGCUUCGAGAAUUUCACGGAGAACAGCAUCGAGCAAUUGUGCAUCAAUUACGCGAACGAGAACCUCCAGUUCUACUUCAACAAGCACAUUUUCAAGCUCGAGCAACAGGAGUACGCUAAGGAAAAAAUCGAUUGGACGACCAUCAAUUAUACCGACAACCUGCCGGUGAUACAUCUGAUCGCAAAGAAACCAGUUGGAAUUCUUCAUCUGUUGGACGACGAGAGCAAUUUUCCCAAAGCGACAGAUCUGUCGUUCCUAGAAAAAUGCCAUUACAAUCACGCCUUGAGCGAAUUGUACUCGAGACCGAGAAUGAAUUCCGCCGAGUUCGCUAUUAAACACUACGCAGGCCAAGUUUGGUACAACGUCGAAGGAUUCUUGGAUAAAAAUAGAGACACACUGAGACCGGACGUUGUGGAAUUAUUGAUAAGUAGCAAAAUAUCUAUGGUCAGCAAGAUGUUCCAGCAUGUAAGGACAACCCACGAAGCGAAUAAAACAAUGAACAAACCGAACGGCAGAUUCGUCACCAUGAAACCAAGGACACCAACCGUGUCUGCUCGAUUUCACGACAGUCUACAACAACUUCUCGACUCUAUGUCUCAGUGUAAUCCGUGGUUCGUGAGAUGCAUCAAACCGAACACAGAGAAGGCGCCGAUGAAAUUCGACAUGCCCUGUGUUCUCGAGCAACUUCGUUACACCGGGAUGCUCGAGACGAUUCGCAUACGAAAAACUGGUUAUCCGGUACGACUUCUUUUUGGACACUUCGUCGAUCGAUACAGAUACCUCGUUUCCACGCAUCUGCCAAGAGGAGCGCCGAAUAAAGAGCUUUGUCGCAUAAUCUUGGACAAAGCUGCACCGAAGGAAGCGCAAUCUCAGUAUCAGUUGGGUCUGACCAGGGUAUUCUUGAGAGAAUCCUUGGAAAGAACUUUGGAAUACAACAGAGCAUUGAUUUUGGAGCGAGCUGCCAUAACUGUUCAAAGAUAUACCAGAGGGUUCCUCGCGAGGAGAAGGUUCCUCAACAUCUCACGAAGCACAGUUCUAAUUCAAGCCGUUUACCGAGGUUAUCGCGAGAGGAAGAAGUUCAAGGCGUUGAAGAAAGGUGUGCUUAUGGCACAGAAAAUAUACAGGGGGAAGAAACAGCGUGAGAAAUUUAAGGUAUUGAAAGAGGAGAUGGCUAAGAGAGCGGAAAUUGAGCGUGCCAGUAAGGAACGAGCAAAAGCGAAGCAACAAAGACGGUAAUUGAUCACGCACAUUUUAUUUUAAUUACUUUACUCUCUGCUGUAGAAAAAAUUAUCGAUUAAUUUUUGAAAUGUGCUAUUUAUUUUUGCAGAUUGGCAGCCUACGCACACAGAAAGAAAUCUACUGAAAGUAGUGGGUCAAGUGAUACCCAUGCACCACAGUUACACUCUACCAAACGACAUAGAUCAACACCAGUUCUCCAAAUUCACCAACAUUUACUUCAAAAGCCACAUCUUCGGGAUGAAACGAGAACCCAUAAAGACACCAUUCCUGGCUAAAGCUCGCGACCAAGAUUACACAGACUCCUUGAUGAUCUUCAAGAUGAUCCUUCGUUUCAUGAACGAGAACAAUUUAAGUGGCAAACGAGAACAAGCAUUAGGCGACUAUAUCGUGAACAAAGGAAUUGUCAAUGAAAAACUGAGAGACGAGAUUCUAUGUCAAUUGGCCAAUCAAACGUGGAAGAAUGAAAACGACGCGAACAAAGAACGAGGCUGGUUAUUGUUGUCAAAUUGUCUGUCAGCUUUUCAACCCAGUCCUACUCUAUUCAAGUAUUUCCUGAAAUACGUGUCUGACCACGCGUACGACGGCUACAAGGCUUAUUGUCAAAGGAAGCUACUGCAAGGAGAGAGAACAAUGUUCAGAAUACUGAGUAACAAUCAACAGGUCGUUCAUCAUAUACCCAGAAAUUAUCCUCCUUGUGUACUGGAAUGGAGAGCAAACAGAAAUCGCGUCAAUAUGGCUCUAAGCGUCGGAUUUUACGAUGGUGAGACGAUCACCUGUGCAGUGGAUUCUUGGACAACCUGUGAAGAGCUAGCCAAUCUCGCUGUCCACAAUCACGGCGUGGACAAUUCUGGAUGGACAAUUACCUUGUGGAAUCAAUUAGACGGCCCUGAUGCCAUUGUAACGGAAACGAAUGGUUUCGACUAUGUCUUAGACCUAAUUUCAGAAAUGGAACUGGCUCCGGCGUUCCCCGCUGCCAAACACAUGUUCCUGGAGCAGCGAAAGAACAGUUUCCCUCCUAUCAAAAAGAGAGAACACGCGCAGAUAAUUCGAGAGCUAGAGCAGGAAAUAGAACCACCGGUUCUGAAAACCUUCCAACCUCUGGAACGGAAACCAGUACCUAAGAUUGUGGACAAACCUGUCGAACCAGAAAUUCAAUCGCCAAGGCGACCUGCUGUUCCUCCACCACAGCCACCUGUGACGAAGCCAUCGGUGAGGAAGCAAUCUCACGAAGCAAUGUUGGAAAGCACAACAGACACUGGUCUGUCGCGAAAAUCUGCCCUGAACGACAGAUACUUCGAGAAAGAGAAGCAACGUAGCCGUAGUUUGGACAAUUUGCUUCAACCCGAAGUGGUACCACCUCCGGUGAAAUUAGCGAAUCUAGGAUUAUCGUCGUCGAAAUUGAACGAACGCUAUCACAGUCUCGAACGAAUUGGCGAGACGUCAGCUGUCAGUAACGUGGAAUACAUGACGAGAAGUGAAAUCACGCAGGAGAGGAAGUACAGCAGGAUAACUAGGACAACGGAGCCGAACAUCGAAGAGGAAGACCUAACGAUAGACUUCGAGUAUCCUGAUAUUCAAUCGGUCAGUCAAACUGGAAGGUCUGAAGAUGACAAGAGCAGUUACAUCCGAUCACAGACGAGAUUCAUCAAAUCUCAAUACCCUGGCAAACGAGCACUGCCAGGCAGUCAAUCAAGUCGUGCCUACAUCGAGAAGAGCGAGUACGGCGUGAAAUCCUCGGCCAUGUCUGACACGAGCGAAGCUCCUUCCCUGGCGUCGCAUGUGAGACGAGUUAGGGUACCUAGUCAAGCUUCAGAUGUGGAUCAGUUCCUGGACGAGCUGUUUAUGCCAGUUCUGGAUGGUAAUUUAGACGAGCUAUCCGAUGCUAGAAGCUUGGCAGCUAGCAUUAAGGGUACGAAGGGCGAGAGAUCACAAAGUGGUAUCAUAAUCCUCGAAGAUUUAGCAAAGAACAGUGAUCUCGAAACUAUGGAAGAUUUCAUCGAAACGAUGACCAAGAAUACCAGCAACGAAAGGAUCACAGCGAAAGAGUUAUCCGAGAAGAUCAAAGGAGGAGGCAACAUGGACAUACCGAAUCAGAACGCGACUUUUAAUUUCGGUGCUAUUACACCAGGAAUGAUGUCACCGCCUAUGAUGAUGCCGAUGUUCAGCGCAGCUCAACAAGUGCCUCCAGCUCAGAGUACCAACAUGAACAUGGGUCCUGGAUUCAUGCCAAUACCUAUCUACAAUAUGCAAGGCUUGAAUCUUCCUCAGUACCCAAAUUCACCGCCUAAUCCCAACAACGACAUGAUGGCCUAUCAGCAGAACCUGCAACGAGCUUUCCUGCAAAGCGCCAUGGCUCAAAAUAUACAGAUUCAACAGCAGCUGUUGGCACAGAAUCAAGCUCUUCAGCAGCUGCUUGUGCAGAGCCCUCAAAACUCGUCGCAGCAACCGGGCACGGUGGUGUCCGCAGGCCCCUCCAGUAUGAAUCUUGUCCCCCCAGCCCCUCAAAAUGGUGCCCAAAUGGGGCCCAAUGACUCUAUUGGACGCUACUCCAAGGUAUCAUUCAGAGAACCAGAGGAUGAUGAACUCUGGUCGACAGAGAAACAAGCUGCACCAGCUCAAACAGCGAACAGUCAACGUCAAGAAAUGACGGUGAAAGCUCAAAUUCAUCGAUCUCAAAGUCCGCCGAGGAAAAACUCGGAAAUAGUUCGUAAAACUAGCGUGGAGUAUGCAGUGAGGAAAGUUAGUGUCGAGAGAAAAACGGGUGAUAAAAAAUCAACCGGUCUAGCGGAUUCUAAGAGACCUAAUUCCAAUAAGAACAAUGUACAAAGUAACUUUACAAACGUGUUGAGUGAACUGAAAAAUCGUAAGAGCAGCCUGGACAGUAAUUUGUCCAACUCGAGUAACAACAAGGGUGUGCCACCCCCACCACCUAUGCCACCACCAUUGGAGUCCCAUGAUCCAUCGGAAUCCAGGCCUUUCCUUGAUCCAUAUGGCCGAGCAAAGACAGUUCGAAUUGGCAAAUGGAGAUGGCCUCCACCGAGUGACUCGAACGAAAAUCAGAGUCAGGAUAGUUUCAUAGAGUUCAAGAUGCGCCAGCAGCAACAGCAACGCAAGAUCACACCUCAGUAUCAGGAAUACAAUCAGGGUGACGGCGAGCCUAGCACAGAGGGUGGUGUGGAGUGGGAGGAAUUUGAAAUUGAGAAUAUCGUUGGAAGCGAAGAGAAGACCUCUGUAUCUCAUGCACCACCGCCGAUAACUAAACACGAGAACGGAUACAAAGAAGAAGGAGAGAAGAAAAAGAAAAAAUCAAAGUCUGGAUUAGAAGUAGGUGCUCAGAGGCCAUCACCAGGAAGUAUAGGAAAAUUGAAGCUCAGCUCCGAGAUGAGACAGAGAUUAGAAAAGGUGACAGCGAAUCACAGUGUGAGAUCCACGAAAACAACCGAGAAGCCUGCUCUUCCACGCGAAGACGGUAAAGUGAAGCGUUUAGAGGACAAUAGAAAACUUCUGCUCGAACAGCAAUUAGGAGGUCGAUGGGAUGAUUAUGCAUCCACGGCCGAUGACACACAAAGCGUGACUUCGAAAGGCACGACAGACAUGAUGACUCAAGCACAAGUUGUCAGAACGCAAAUUGAAAGGAUGGAGAGGCCUGUGCCACCUCCGCUUCCGGUCACACCUCCGCAACCCCCUAGUCCUAGAGGUGGAAGCAUAUACAGCAAUAGUCAAUCAGGAGUGCCGCAGCCCAGAUCGCCUCCAGCCCCGGUGGAACCAAAAACCAGAGACUCCUUCCGAACAUCCCCCGAUUCAGAAGCAUUCGAACACUUUUCCAAGAACCAGCGCGACAUGUUCAGCCAAAGUCGAGACAUCUUCGCGUCCCAGCAGCACCUCCGAGAGAACCACGAGUACAGAAACGACUUCGACAAGCCUCGCUCGCAGGAGCAAAAAUCCAAAGACUUCUACGGUAAGGACAGCACGGAUAUAGGCAGUUCUGCCAGAGACAGAAGUUCGGACUUCGAUUCUCGCCGCGACUUGAAUUCCGACAUCUUCGAUCCGAAAUACGCCAGAGACAUAUUCGAGAACUCCAGCUCGAAACGAGAUCCUUUCGGUAUGACCAGAGACGUGUCUCCGAAGUCUAGAGACAGUUUCGGCAUGCCGUCGUCGCGAGACUUCGGCGUGAUGCCGAACACGAGAGAAUCGUUCGCGGUAGCUCGACAGAGUUUCAAGAAAUUGGAUCGUGACGUUGACAGAAGAUCGAGCGUUGCGUCUACUCAUCGUACCGAUAAAAUGGAGAGGAUUGAAAUCGAAGAAUGGCCUGAAUUUCUCAGGCCGGUAAUGCCACCGGCAGAGAAGCCAGAGAUAGAGAAGGUCCAAGAGGUUGUGAACACCAAGCUCUAUCCUCAGACAUCCACCGCUCACUUCACGUACAACAGAGUCACCUGGACGUUGAGGGUGAAGAAGGAAGUGUUUGCACCCAACGAAACACUCAACAGUCCUUUGGCGCUUCAUCUGGUGUUCUGUCAAGUAGCCUACGAUGUUCUCGCCACGUCCAGCAUCAGAAUUACGAAGGAAGACAGGCAGAACAUGCUGAAGAUGUUGGACAAUUACGGUGUCACUUUGGACAAUUUGCAGAGUACUCAACACAAAAUCACCAUCAAGAAGAACGUCGUAGACAUGGCGAAACAAUGGCCCCUGUACUUCGCCAGGAUAUUUCCAGUAUCGAUCGGUCCGCAACACCCAGAAACCCAACACGUGGCUGUAUCUCAUCACGGCCUCCGACUCAUCAAACGCACUCCAAGCGGCGAUUUAGUCAUCCUGGAGACUUUACCUCUGGAGGAAAUCGUCUCCGUGAGUUCACCGAGGGUUGGUGUGUGCGUGAUGCAAAUUGCAUCGGGAGUCAGGCUACCCUUGCACACGAGUCGAGCUCCGCAAUUGACAGACAUGAUUAGCACAUACAUCAGACUGGUCGACCAGAAGCCUCUGCACAAGCCGAACCAUCACGAAAACCACGUCUCUCAGAUCACGAAAUCGAUCCAAUCACAGGCGAACCACAGCACGUCGAAUCACGUACAAUCCCACGGUCAGCCUAAUCACCUUAUCUCGAAUCACGAGAACCACGUGUCGGCGAGUCGUGUGCCGAACCACGUGUCAGCGACGAACCAGACGAAUCAUCAGAAAAACCAGCAGAACCAGCGACUUAGCCCGAACCAGGAAUGGCGGCAACCGGAAGACAACGGCAGAUUGCAAGAAGAUGGCAUUUACGAGAGCGGGCCGGUCGUCAACGACGGCAAACACUCUCUGCUGCAGUAUGCCAUGCUAAACUUCAGACAAAGCACGGAGAAGUUCGAGAUGCUGAAAACAGCAGAUGGAUCCAUAAGUGGAUCACUUAAGGUGAUCGAGUCUUUGAAGAGUAAGAAGAAGAAUAAGAAGAGCAAGGGUCAACAGGAUGGUGCAGAAUGGACUUGGAAAGAGCAGGUGGAUCUUGUAAAGUACUCUGCUGUACCAAUAGAACAGAGUCUUUUGAGACUUGAUGGAGAUCUAAGUGCGUUGGCAGUGGAAUGUUUCUUAUGCCUAAUGAGAUACAUGGGUGAUCAACCUUUACCACCGGAUACCAGUGAAGUUAAAUGCGUUUAUACCAUUCUAAUGCAUUGUCACAAGUACGAACUACUUCGCGAUGAAGUUUACUGUCAACUAAUGAAACAAACCACAAACAAUAAGAGUCCAAAUCCUGAUAGCUGUCAACGUGGCUGGAGGAUCUUCAGCAUUGUUGCUGCCUACUUCACUUGCAGCGACGGUCUGAGGCCUUAUCUAACCAAAUAUCUGGAAACUGCAGCCUACGAUAAAAGGAGAGCUUACCAUGGCACAGCCACAGUGUGUCUACAGAAUCUCAGGAAAACAGUGAAAUAUGGAGGAAGGAAAAAUGUGCCAAGUGUGGAUGAGAUUAUGGCAAUUAGUGCUGGUAGAAAUGCAAAGAGGCAGAUUUAUAGACUACCAGGUGGGACAGAAAGGGUGAUUAAUACCAAAUGUACAACUGUGGUACAGGAUGUCAUUGAGGAGAUGUGCAAUAUAAUAUCUGUAAGAAAUCCUCACGAAAUGGACGAAUUUUCAUUAUAUUGUAUUGUUGAUGGUGAUGCAUUUACAAUGCCUUUGGCUAGAGAUGAAUAUGUAUUAGAUGUAACUACAGAACUUCAUAAGAAUCAUCAGGUCUUUUAUCUAAUAUUCUGCAGAUCUGUGUGGUACUACCCUCUCAGACUGGAUGCACCAUUGUAUAUAGAAGUUGUCUUCAACCAGAUUGCUCCAGACUACUUGGAGGGGCUUUUAUUAGUUUUGCCUGGUGAACAUUUACCUCAAGAAGUUGUAUAUGAUAUGGCACAAAUAGCAGCUCUUUUACAUAGGGCAGCAGAUAUGAAUCAUGAACCAACUACAAAGGAAAUUAAAUAUUUAUUACCAAAACCAGUGCUUAGUUUAAGAGAACCACGACCACAGCAGUGGUCAAAUAUGGUCCAACAAGCAUGGAAUAAUGUACAGCAUAAUGCAGUAGCUGCUUGUAAAGCACAGGUGCUUGAAAUUUUAUGGAAGUGGCCAUUAUUUGGAUCUAUUCUAGCAUUGAAUAGACACGGAGUGCACUUUAUUGAUUUAAUCACACAUGAAACCUUGUAUCACUAUCCUUAUUCUGAGGUAAUCUCCACUAGGAAAGUAAAAUCUGAAGAAGGAACUCUGUACUUAGACAUGAAGUGUGGCAAUUUAAUGCAACAACGCAUCACAAGACUUCAGACUGAACAAGCUCACGAAAUUUCGCGAUUAAUUAGACAAUAUAUCACCAUGGAACAAAGAGCCACCAAUGCCCAAGCAGCUGGCAUUGGAUUUGGCAUGAGAUAAGAUUCUCAAAUUAAAUUCUGCAUAUAAAUGCGAUUAUAUGGGCCAAAA